Molecule: messenger RNA, 2216 nt
Organism: Chenopodium quinoa (quinoa)
Lineage: Eukaryota; Viridiplantae; Streptophyta; Magnoliopsida; Caryophyllales; Amaranthaceae
Product: putative receptor-like protein kinase At4g00960
Exons: 7
Coding region: 265-2148 (627 amino acids)
Biological process (GO): protein phosphorylation
Molecular function (GO): ATP binding; protein kinase activity
Source: RefSeq, a predicted model, not a curated record
UUUGAGUAGAUGUUCAAUUAAUCAACGCUAGUAUUACAUAAACAAAGUAAUUAAUAAUUCAGAUGCUAAAUCAUAUGAUGGGAACUGAAGUUUCUAUAAGCAUAAAAAAAAUUUGGUCACAUUUAGUUGAAAAAUAACCUGUUAAGCUAAAAGCCAUUCAUUAAUAAUGUAAACUUAUUAAUUAGUCAGAAGGGAACGUUCAGGAAAACCAAUAAAUUCAACAUCCCAUGGUCUGCAAUAUUUCUCCUAGUACAAACAAAAGAAAUGGACCAAACAAAACUUGUACUUCAUUUCUUAUCAGGAACUUUUUUAUUUCUUUGCCUUUCAGAUCUUCUACUCCAGGCUGCGACUGCCGAGGAUCAAGUCACCUACUUAGAUAGCUAUUGUGGAGGGGAUCAACAAUAUGAUCAGGAAAGUGAAUACGCAAAUAAUGUUGAUCUACUAUUAUCUAACCUCACCUCCAGAGCUAGCACAAACAAGUUCUACAACGUCACUAGUGGAGAAGCACCAAACCAAGUCUAUGGCCUUUUCCUUUGUAGCAGUUACACCACCGAUCAGGUCUGCCAAGAUUGCAUCACACUUGCACAGGAUGAGAUUCGACAACAAUGUCCAUCUAGCGUAGCAUCUAUUGUGUGGUAUAUAGAAUGCAUGUUACGCUAUGCAAACCACUCCAUAUUCGCAAUCAAUAAUGAAUCUGUACAUCGAUAUAUGGAGAGUGGACAAGCAAAGUAUAGUCAGUAUAAUCAAGACUUGACAGACACAUUUAUCAGCCUCUUCAGCACGGCUACUACUGGGAACUCAUCGUUAGCAUCAAGCACAACAGUUUAUCUAACUAAAGACCUGACAAUGACUUGUUUUGUACAAUGUACUCCUGAUUUGAGCCCCUCAGAUUGCAGUAAUUGCUUAAAUAGUGCACUAAGUAAGCUUACAACACCUGGUACCCAAUCAGGAGGACUCUUGCAACCAAGUUGCAGAUUGAUGUAUGCUUUCAAUGAUGCUGGAUCUCUUUCACCAGGCAAGGGGAUAUACAUAGCCUUGGCUGUUACUUCAGUAGUAGCAGCAGCAUCUUUGUUCUUACACUUUUUCGUCUUUCUGAAGAGAAAAAAUUCCACCAGAAAGCCCAUUGGGAUUGAGGAAAUUAAAAGCAUGGAAAACCUGCAUUUUGAACUGGAUACUAUUAAAGCAGCCACUGAUGGCUUUUCACCAGCCAACAAGCUUGGGCAAGGUGGAUUUGGAAUUGUUUACAUGGGAACACUUGCUGACCAACAAGCAGUGGCUGUUAAGAGGCUGUCAAAUGCUUCAGGACAAGGAAUCAAGGAAUUUAAGACUGAAGCAUGUUUAGCUGCCAAAAUUCAGCACAAAAAUCUUGUCAAAGUUUUCGGAUUUUGUUUGGAAAGGGAUGAGAUGCUACUAGUCUAUGAGUUUGUGCCUAAUAAGAGCCUUGACCGAUAUUUAUUUGAUAAAAAAAAAGGCGCAAAUUUGAAGUGGGAGACACGUUACAACAUCAUAGUUGGAAUUGCACGAGGCCUCUUAUAUCUCCAUGAAGAUUCUCGGCCCAAAAUUAUCCAUCGUGAUCUUAAACCAAGCAACAUAUUGUUAGAUGGAGAGAUGAACCCAAAAAUAGCAGAUUUUGGCAUGGCAAAGCUUUUUGGAGGGGACCAAAGUCAGGGGAAUACCAGUAGGGUGGUAGGGACAUUUGGAUACAUGGCUCCUGAAUAUGCAAUAACAGGACAAUUUUCGGGCAAGUCUGACAUUUUUAGUUAUGGUGUCAUACUUUUGGAGAUUUUGAGUGGUCAGCGGAAUAACUUGUUUGAUCCAGAUACGGAGGCAGAUAGCCUUCUAGAUUAUGCUUGGAGGCUUUGGGAUGAAGGAAAUUCUCUGAAGUUGCUAGAUUCAGCACUAGGGAAUGUUUCUGCAAAGGCUGAGGCAGAAAGAUGUAUACAGGUUGGGUUAUUGUGCGUUCAAGAAGAGACAGAUAAAAGGCCUAGCAUUGCAUCAGUAUUACUCAUGCUUAACACUCAACCUGUCACAAUUCCAUCACCUGUACGCCCUCCUGCUUUCCCUUAUUGUCUAGGAAAGAAAGCAGCUCCACGUGAAAGUUAUAGCAUUCAAGCAGAAUGUGAAAUCACUGAGUUGAAUCCCCGGUGAUAAGUAAAAGCAGAUGCAAGCUGGUUGGCAUACAAAAUCUUGUGAAUAGUAUCAAUUGAUAUAAGAGC